AUGUCUUUUUUCAAUUCCAUUGGACGCAUGGGCCGUAACCCGGCACGAGGAGGUACACCCAAACGAUCUCCGUCGCAGGGUCCGGCACAGACACCUACAUCCUCGACUUUCUACGAUCCCAAUGCACCUCCUUUGCCCACAUCUACUCCAGGCGCACCUAAGCAACAGCCAUUAUAUAUGUGUCAGCCAUUUGUAAAGGCUGCAUUAGUAAAAGGCAACUUCAAAACCAUUGUCAUGCUCCCUAAAUACUGCGAUGUAAACGAAUGGGUUGCAGUCAAUAUAUUCGACUUUUAUAAUAAUCUGAACAUGUUCUAUGGCGUUUUGACUGAAUGUUGCACAAUGCAGACUUGCCCGACCAUGUCUGCAGGACCAACACUUGACUACACAUGGGUCGAUCAGUCACGGAAAGCGGUCAAGCUUCCAGCCCCCACAUACAUCGACUACGUCAUGACCUGGUUACAAAAUAUGCUUGACGACGACAGUGUAUUCCCAACCAAGGCCGGUCGCGAUUUCCCCUCGACAUUUGCAUCUGUUGCAAAACAUAUAUACCGUCAACUACUCCGAGUAUUUGCCCAUAUAUAUCACGCCCAUUAUCCAGCACUUUUGCAUCUGUCAUCUGAGGGCCACUUUAAUUCCCUUUUCGCCCACUUCCUUGCCUUUGGGAAACAAUACGAUUUGUUGGAGAUAAAAGAUAUCAAGACCUCAGGAAGCGGGACUGCAGGAGGUGGCGCGCCCGGCAUAGGUGAUCUUUGGGAGAAAUGGAAAGAGAUGGGUAUCCUAGAGGCAUAG
Molecule: messenger RNA, 789 nt
Organism: Rhizoctonia solani
Lineage: Eukaryota; Fungi; Basidiomycota; Agaricomycetes; Cantharellales; Ceratobasidiaceae
Product: Mob1/phocein family
Exons: 5
Coding region: 1-789 (262 amino acids)
Biological process (GO): signal transduction; positive regulation of protein phosphorylation; cell division
Cellular component (GO): nucleus; cytoplasm
Molecular function (GO): protein kinase activator activity
Source: RefSeq, a predicted model, not a curated record